Truncatella angustata is the source of this 1347-nucleotide messenger RNA. Its product is annotated as eukaryotic aspartyl protease. Lineage: Eukaryota; Fungi; Ascomycota; Sordariomycetes; Amphisphaeriales; Sporocadaceae. The record is from RefSeq and is a predicted model, not a curated record. The coding region runs from base 1 to 1347 and encodes 448 amino acids. Gene Ontology annotation, biological process: proteolysis. Gene Ontology annotation, molecular function: aspartic-type endopeptidase activity. The transcript has 2 exons.
AUGGAGCCCAUCUUUUCCGCUCAGAACAAGAUUCGCCAGAAUCUUGGACUGAAGAAGGUCAAGGCGAUCCGCAACACCAACUACAAAGCUUCAGGCACCAAGUCUUACGUCUACCUUCUCAACCGUUUUGGUUUUCAGCCCACACAACCUGGGCCAUAUGUUCAUCACAAAAAGGUUGUUCAGAGGGGUCUUGCUCCGGAAGGUUUCAAGAAGCCUGUUGGUGGCCGUCUCCGCCAUGAACGCGUCCUCGUCAAGAAGAUAGGCGAUGGCGACCAGAUUGGGGAUGUGACGGCCGAAGACCAGCAGAACGACUCCAUGUACUUAUGCGAAGUUCAAAUCGGCACACCAGCUCAGACAGUCAAGCUAGAUUUUGAUACCGGCUCGGCUGAUCUCUGGGUCUUUUCCACUGAGCAGAGCAAGUCAACCCAGAAGGGACACGAAGUUUUCGACCCUACCAAAUCCUCGACCUGGAAGGAGCUCUCAGGAAAGGCAUGGAAGAUCUCUUACGGUGACGGAUCCAGCGCAUCUGGUGAUGUUGGUACCGAUACCGUGUCCAUUGGUGGCCUGAAAGUUGAAAACCAGGCCGUUGAGCUGGCAAAGACCAUGUCGGCGCAGUUCUCUCAAGGUACCGGCGAUGGUCUUCUUGGAUUAGCUUUUGGCACAAUCAACACCGUCACAUCUGGUGGCCAGUCCGACCCUCAACCUACUCCUGUUGAGAAUAUGAUCACCCAGCAGGAUAUCCCAAAGGCAGCCGAACUCUUCACCUCUGCGUUCUAUAGUGAACGUGACCAGAAAAACGAGUCGUUUUACACUUUCGGCUACAUCGAUCAAGACCUCGUUGCUGCGUCUGGCGAGGAAAUUCACUGGACAGAUAUCGAUAAUUCGCAAGGCUUCUGGCAAUUCUCUUCUGCAUCAUACUCUGUCAACGGCAAGUCAACAACCUUGAGUGGCAACACCGCCAUUGCCGACACAGGCACCACGCUCGCUCUGGUCUCGGAUGAUGUUUGCACUGCUCUCUACAAGCAGAUCAAGGGCGCCAAAUACGAUGAUCAACAGCAGGGAUGGACCUUCCCGUCCAACCUCAAGGCCGAUGAUCUUCCAGAUUUCAGUGUCGCUGUUGGCGACAAGGAGUUUGUCAUUCAGAAGGAGGAUCUCGCCUUUGCACCAGUCGAUGAGAACACUUGGUAUGGUGGCGUCCAGAGCCGAGGUGAUCUUGGCUUUGACAUCCUUGGUGACAGCUUCUUGAAGAGCAUCUAUGCCAUCUGGGACCAGGGCAACAAGCGCUUUGGUGUUGUACCCAAAAUUGAGAAGACCCAGAACUUGACACCUCCUACUACAUCGUCGUAG